CGCUGCUGUUUUUGUUUCACGCUCUAGCAGUUAAUAAACAGAACUGCAUGCGUCUUGCGGAAGAACAUUGUAACCGGCGCUACUUCUCUCCGUUUAUGAAUAUGGACGAGUCACCCAGGUCCUGUGCUACUCCACAGCGGCGGCGACCCGCUGGACUAAAAUAGUCCGAAAAUAAACACUUAUUAUAGGUGUACCAUGGUGAUUCAGGAUACUGACUCCAGUACUCACCGAUAUGGUUUCGGAAUCGGAACAACUCUAGGUAAAAGGAAAGAAGUGUGAGACACAGUUUUGGAGCAACUUAGUUGAUUCACAACACUACAAAACGGGUUCUCCCUCUGCGUGUGUUUCGCGCUGGAUGACGGUCGUGCUGAGCGGUGCAGGUACAGAGGAGAAGUAGAAGAAGAGAAGAGGGGGGCACCAUUUGCUAAGGGUGAAAGGUGAUCCCACGGGCUCUCGUUUUGAGACUACGGCGACUGGAGCAUCUGUAGGCUGCACAAAAGUCUGGCAUCUUCUCCUAUAAAGCCAGCAAUUUCCUGUAUCAUAAUAUCACUCACCUUACAUCAGGUACCACAGAGCCCGCCAGAAAGCUUGCCUGUGACAAGAUGGCCGCCGGUGAUAACGUUAGAGACUCUGCCGUAAGACAUCUAGCCUUUAUUAUGUAUAUCUAUGGUUAGUCUGGCGCUGUCGUCCUCAGACUGUCAUGACGUGUGUUACAAAUCCUCAUGUUUCUGUGCUUCCCCUGUGACCUAGUUUUCCCCAUUCUGUUUCAUUAGUUCAUUUGAUUCACCUGUGUCUUAUUAUCUCUCUAAGUUCCCUUUGUUUGCUUCUUGUAUUUAAGCCCUGUGUUCAUCCUCAUUCCUUGUCCGUUUUCGUCCUUGUAUGGUUGUGUUAUUCCUACGUGUUAUCAUUAAAGCCUGUAUUCAUCUACUCUUCUUUGUUUCGCCUGGUGUUUGAGACCUACUGUAACAGAAGAACGGACCUAUACCGAAAUGGAUUUACCGGCUGUCCAGCUGCUAUACAUCGACCAGGAGCAGCAGUCCCUCGAGACCCACACCCAAAGGUUUUUAGAUCUGGCGUGCCUUACCUACAUCCCGGACGCAACGCUGAGUGUUUUUUUCUACAUAAGCCUCAGCGCGAAAGCAAGAGCUCGUCUGCCUGGUGUGGGUCCUCGGGGGAAUUUUGCCGAGUACGUGGAGUGGGUGCUGGUGAACUGUGAUUCUCCAUUUACCAUCGACAUCGCUGAUAAAGUCACCAGCCCCGCUCCCCAUCCAGAGUUCAGCCUGCCUUCACCCAGCGACACGGACAACAAGCCAGAGCCCACUGCAGAUGGAGGUAAUCAGCCUGCCGCGAGAAACGAGCCGGAGCUGACAAGUGGGACCGAGCUUCACAUCGCCUCAGAACUGGGGUCAACGUGGGCCAACGUGGGAGUCCUCGUGGAGUUCGAGGGGAUGGAGUGGAGCCCCGCCCACAUUCCCACCACAGAGGGUGAGCAAGCGCUGGACAAUUUGUUUUCUUUUUACGACGACUGUAUUGUAGAGGAGGAUUCCCUGAGUCUCCUUUCCCCGCUGGUUCCAUCCCGCCCAGAACUGUCCGUCUCCCCGCUGGUUCUGUCCAGCCCAGAACUGUCCGUCUCCCCGCUGGUUCCGUCCAGCCUAGAACUGUCCGUCUCCCCGCUGGUUCCGUCCAGCCCUGUGUCUCCGGUGUUCCCUCCCAACCUCCCUCUCCCGCCUCCUCUCCUGCUGCCGUUCAGUUCCUCUGCCCAGUCGCCGCUGUCUCACGCUGGCACCUCAGUUUCUCCUUUACCAGCCCUCUGUGGUGUGGAUCCACCUCGGGCCAGCCGUUCAACAGCGCCGUCUGGAUGCCUGGACCCCUUAGCUCCGCCUCUUGCCUCCGAUCCAGUCUCUCCACCUCGGCUCGUCGUCCAGACUCCUCCGCCAUGGCUCCUUCCCCCCUCGGCUCCGCCUGGGACCAUCGGCCAUUCGGCUACACCGGGCUCCCUCGAACCUCCGGCUACACCUUGGUCAGACGUCGCCACGCCUUCGCCACGGACUUACAAGUCGUCUGCUGCGCGACGCCUCUCCACCCCUACGGCUCCGUCUGGCUCCGCCCUCCCUCCGGUUCCGCCUCAGUCCUCUGUCGCUCCAGUUCCACCUCAGACCUCUGGCACCCCGGCUCCUCCUCAAGGGGUCGUCGCCACGUCUCCCUCGUGGCCUCCGAAGCCUGCGGUGUCGUGCCUGGUCGUCGGCCAUCCAUCUGCGCUCUGGGCUCCUUCUCCAUCGGCUCCGUCUCCAUCAGUCAUCCCCACGGUUUCGUUGAGGAGGUUAACACCAUGGCUCCUCCCUCCCUCGACUCCGCCGUGGAUCAUUAUCCUGGCUGAACUCUGGAAUUUCCAUCUGCUCAUCCUGCUCCUGGUCUUCCCCUGGCUCCUCCCACCCUCCACGCCCCCUUGGACUGUGUUUUCUGUUCCCUGGACUCUUUUCUUGUUUUUUGUUUUACUCCGCCCUCCUCCAGAACCCCCACCCUCCCUCCUUAGUUGGACUCUUACGGCGCGAGGACGUGCCUAUCCGGGAGGGGGCGAACUGUUACAAAUCCUCAUGUUUCUGUGCUUCCCCUGUGACCUAGUUUUCCCCAUUCUAUUUCAUUAGUUCAUUUGAUUCACCUGUGUCUUAUUAUCUCUCUAAGUUCCCUUUGUUUGCUUCAUGUAUUUAAGCCCUGUGUUCAUCCUCAUUCCUUGUCCGUUCUCGUCCUUGUAUGGUUGUGUUAUUCCUACGUGUUAUCAUUAAAGCCUGUAUUCAUCUACUCUUCUUUGUUUCGCCUGGUAUUUGAGACCUACUGUGACAACGUGUGGUUCUGCGGUUCUGCAGUUGGUUAUUUUUGGAAUGAACCACCAGCAGCCGCCGCCAGGUAUCAGUAACUCAAAUAAGAGCAGUCGAGCGGAACAUGAAUAGGCCUACAUUAGAUGCCUCAUCGUGGUUUCACUUUGUAUUCACUGGACCGUCCGUAAUGUGUGUGGCAAUGUGAGAGAACUCAGUGUGAGAACAAUUACCGGAAGAACUUGAAGUCAUUUCAAGAAGGCCUAGAUGAACAGAGCUCUACUUGCAUACAUUAUAACAGAGUUUAAUAUUUUACAAUGGAUCUUGUUUUCUCUUUCUUCAUGUAUUUCUGUGUAGUUUUGUCUCCUCCUCCCCCCCCUUCUUGAAGUGCUAAUGACUGUUUAACAGGAAGUGUAUGUUUUAGCACACAGCACUGUUAAAACAGUCCAUUAAUGUGACAGUAUGGGGUCCAGUGCACUGCCUCUCAUACUCUUGCUGAUGUCCCUCAUCCACUCUGGACUCACUGAAGAAAAUGGUUCUGAAUCCAUGCAGGAAACAACUUCUAAAAUGACUUCUGAACCCAAUCAACAAACAGAAUCUGGAAAUAUAGCUUCUGAAGAUUCACCCACACCUACACUGACUGUGACACCAAACACAACUGUAUUCACUGGAGAGAGAGUCAGUCUGAAGUGUGAGAUAAACUCUGAUCACAGUGACUGGAGAUAUGAGUGGUAUAAAGGCACAAACAGUGAAAUGUUAAAGGUUCCUCCUUACACUGUAAAUGGAGACACUCUCAGUAUUCAACAAAUUAAAACAUCUGAUCAGGAUCAGUACUGGUGUAAAGGAGAGAGAGAUGGAAAAUCAUCACAAUCAAACUCUGUUUCUCUCUCUGUGAUGGAUUUACCCACACCUACACUGACUGUGACACCAGACGGUCCUGUAUUCACUGGAGAGACAGUCAAUCUGAAGUGUGAAAUAAAGUCUAAUCACCGUAACUGGAGAUAUGAGUGGUAUAAAGGCAGUAAAGACAAUAAUGUGACGUUAAAGAAGCCUGAGCAUCACACUGGAGACACUCUCAGUAUUCAACAAACUGCUACAUCUGAUAAGGGUCAGUACUGGUGUAAAGGACUCAUAGAUGGAAGAUCAGUUUCAUCACAAUCAAGCUCUGCUGUUUCUCUCUCUGUGGAGGAUUUACCCACACCUACACUGACUGUGACACCAGACGGUCCUGUAUUCACUGGAGAGAGAGUCAAUCUGAAGUGUGAGAUAAACUCUGAUCACAGUAACUGGAGAUAUGAGUGGUAUAAAGGCAGUAAAAACAAUAAUGUGAUGUUAAAGAAGCCUGAGCAUCACACUGGAGACACUCUCAGUAUUCAACAAACUGCUACAUCUGAUAAGGGUCAGUACUGGUGUAAAGGACACAUAAAUGGAAGAUCAGUUUCAUCACAAUUAAGCUCUGCUGUUUCUCUCUCUGUGAAGGAUUUACCCACACCUACACUGACUGUGACACCAGACGGUCCUGUAUUCACUGGAGAGAGAGUCAAUCUGAAGUGUGAGAUAAACUCUGAUCACAGUAACUGGAGAUAUGAGUGGUAUAAAGGCAGUAAAAACAAUAAUGUGAUGUUAAAGAAGCCUGAGCAUCACACUGGAGACACUCUCAGUAUUCAACAAACUGCUACAUCUGAUAAGGGUCAGUACUGGUGUAAAGGACACAUAAAUGGAAGAUCAGUUUCAUCACAAUUAAGCUCUGCUGUUUCUCUCUCUGUGAAGGAUUUACCCACACCUACACUGACUGUGACACCAGACGGUCCUGUAUUCACUGGAGAGAGAGUCAAUCUGAAGUGUGAGAUAAACUCUGAUCACAGUAACUGGAGAUAUGAGUGGUAUAAAGGCAGUAAAAACAAUAAUGUGAUGUUAAAGAAGCCUGAGCAUCACACUGGAGACACUCUCAGUAUUCAACAAACUGCUACAUCUGAUAAGGGUCAGUACUGGUGUAAAGGACACAUAAAUGGAAGAUCAGUUUCAUCACAAUUAAGCUCUGCUGUUUCUCUCUCUGUGAAGGAUUUACCCACACCUACACUGACUGUGACACCAGACGGUCCUGUAUUCACUGGAGAGAGAGUCAAUCUGAAGUGUGAGAUAAACUCUGAUCACAGUAACUGGAGAUAUGAGUGGUAUAAAGGCAGUAAAAACAAUAAUGUGAUGUUAAAGAAGCCUGAGCAUCACACUGGAGACACUCUCAGUAUUCAACAAACUGCUACAUCUGAUAAGGGUCAGUACUGGUGUAAAGGACACAUAAAUGGAAGAUCAGUUUCAUCACAAUUAAGCUCUGCUGUUUCUCUCUCUGUGGAGGGUUUACCCACAUCUACACUGACUGUGACUCCAGACAAAUCUGUAUUCACUGGAGAGACAGUCAAUCUGAAGUGUGUGAUAAACUCUGAUCACAGUGACUGGAGAUAUGAGUGGUAUAAAGGCUACAGUGUGUUACAGACGUCUGUGCGUUACACUGUAAAUGGAGACACUCUCAGUAUUGUUGGAGCUGUUAAGUCUGAUCAGGGUCAGUACACGUGUAAAGGACACAUACAUGGAAGAUCAGUUUCAUCACGAUCAAGCUCUGUUUCUCUCUCUGUGAAGGAUAAACCGAAGCCAAAUCUGACUGUAAAGCCCCAGAGUUCAGUGUUCACUGGAGACACAGUUACUCUCAGUUGUGACGUGGGACAGUCAACUGGAUGGACGUUUCUCUGGAGGAAAGAUUCAAACCGUGAAUCCAUUGAUCAUUCAACUAAAACAAUCAGUUCUGUGAGAGUCUCUGAUGGAGGAACAUACCAGUGCAGAGCAGAGAGAGGAAAAUAUUACACAAAGCUCAGUGAUAAAAUUAAGAUAACAGUGAGAGAGAGACCCAAACCUGUAGUGCGUGUUCAGCCUGAUGUUCGUGUGUUCAGAGGAGAGACAGUCACUCUCACAUGUGACAUACAGGAGGCAGGAGUCUGGCGGUACAACUGGUAUAAAGAUCAUUACAGCACAGGACAAGACCAGAUCUAUAAAAUCACAUCUGUGGAUCAGUCUCAUGCUGGUGUGUACAGCUGUAGAGGAACCCAGACUGAAGCCCCACAGUACUCAGAGUUCAGUGAUGGAGUUACACUGACAGUAUCAGAUUUACCCACAUCUACACUGACUGUGACUCCAGACAGUCCUGUAUUCACUGGAGAGACAGUCAAUCUGAAGUGUGUGAUAAACUCUGAUCACAGUGACUGGAGAUAUGAGUGGAAUAAAGACUACAGUGUGUUACAGACAUCUGAGCGUUACACUGUAAACAGAGACACUCUCAGUAUUGUUGAAGCUGUUACAUCUGAUCAGGGUUGGUACUGGUGUAGAGGACAGAGAGAUGGAAGACCAAACUCAUCACAAUCAAGAUCUGUUUCUCUCUCUGUGUCAGUGACGGAUUCACCCACAUCUACACUGACUGUGACACCAGACAGAUCUGUGUUCACUGGAGAGACAGUCAAUCUGAAGUGUGUGAUAGAGACUUACAGUAACUGGAUCUGGAGAAAUGGUCUGACAUAUGACUGGAGAAAUGACUGGACACAUGACUGGACACAUAAGUGGAGAUAUGAGUGGUAUAAAGGCAGCAGAUAUAGUGUGUUACAGACGUCUGAGCGUCACACUGUAAAUGGAGACACUCUCACUAUCAGUGGAGCUACUGAGUCUUAUCAGGGUCAGUACUGGUGUAGAGGACAGAGAGGUGGAAGACCAAACUCAUCACAUUCAAGCUCUGUUUCUCUCUCUGUGAAGGGUCUAAAGCCAAAGCCUGAACUCACAUCAGAUCCUGCAGGAGCUGCACUGACAGGAAACACAGUGACUUUGACCUGUCGCAUGGAUCCGUCCACUGGAUACUGGGACUUUUACUGGUACAAACACACACUGAACCCUGAGACAGAGAAGAGAGAAACAAACUCCUACAGACUGAAGACUGAUUCAGUGUCUGAUGGAGGCCAUUACUGGUGUAGAGCUGGAAGAGGGAAACCAGUCUAUUACACAAACUACAGUGAUGCACUGUGGGUCAAUGUUACAGAGAGUCCUAAAGCUGUGCUGACGGUACGACCUGAUGAACGAGUGUUCAGAGGAGAAACAGUCACUCUCAGAUGUGAAAUAAAGUGGGGAGGAGACACUGAGUGGACAUACAGAUGGGAAAUAAAUGGAACCAACAACUUGAAUAUAAACUCUGCCAAUCGAUGUACAAAACAAGAGUGUGGCACCAGUGGAGUCAAUCAACAGAAACACAGAGAAGCUGUCAGUCUGUGCUCAACACAAGAGUUGAACAUCAGCAGUGUUGAUCACUUUCACAGCGGUAAAUACACCUGUACAGGACUGAUGAACACUCAAAGCUGUCAGCGCAGUGAUGCUGUUACACUGACUGUAUCAGCUGAAGCUCAGGCAGCAGUGCGAGUGUCUCCACAGCCGUGGCUGACUGAAGGAGAAUCAGUGACUCUGAUCUGUGAGGUUUCAGGCUCCUCUACAGGCUGGACGUUCAGCUGGUUCAGAGAUCAUGAUCAUCUGUCAGACAGCAGCAGAGGAGCUGGAGGAUCUUACAUUCUCAGUCCUGCUGCUCUACAGCACACAGGAGUUUAUACGUGCAGAGCAGAGAGAGGACGACCAGCCUAUUACACACGACACAGCAGCACACAGCCACUGUGGGUCACUGGUGUUUCUGCUUCAGUGUCUCUGGUCAUCAAUCCCAGCAGAAGUCAACACUUCUCAUCUGACUCUCUCUCUCUGAGCUGUGAGGAUCAGAGUAACUCUGCUGGAUGGACAGUGAGAAGAUACACAGACAAAGACACAAAAAAUUGUUCAACACAAACAGGAUCUGCAUGUGUAAUCGAGUCUCUCAGCACAUCUGACACUGGAGUGUACUGGUGUCAGUCUGAAUCUGGAGAGAAACGUCAUCCUCAAAACAUCACUGUACAUGAUGGUGAAGUGAUUCUGGUGAGUUCUGUUGAUCCUGUGAUUGAGGGAGAGACUCUGACUCUACACUGUUUACAUCGAUCUACAAACUCCUCGAUCCUCAGCGCUGAUUUCUAUAAAGACGGAUCACUGGUCCAGAAUCAGACGACAGGAGAGAUGAGCAUCACUACUGUCUCAAAGUCACAUGAGGGUUUCUACUACUGUAAAACAGAGAGAGGACAGUCACUCCACAGCUGGAUAUCAGUCAGAGCUCCUCAAUCAUCUUCUCUUCUGGUCAUUGGUGUGUCUGUAGGAUUGAGUUUUUUCUUGUUGUUCCUCGUCUCACUGGUUCUGCUGUGGAGACACAAAAACAACAAAGAUCAUCACCGUAACACUCAACACACAUCAGUACCAACUCGAUCUGGAGAUAUGGAAAACUCUCCUCUGCAGCCUGGUUCAGAUCACAUUUAUGAUGACGUGACUCCAAUGAAUAAGAGAGAUAAAGCAGGUUCUGAUCACAUUUAUAAUAAUGCGACUCCACUGAAUAAGAGAGACAAAGAGCCACUGGAAGACGUCACAUAUUCAGAGGUCUCUGUUAAGAAAAACAUACCUGUGGAUAAAGAUGAUACCACGGCAGAUCCAAAUAAUGUGAUGUACUCAGAAGUCGGAACAAAAGUAAAGAAAUUCAAAAGCAAAGAUAUUAAUACUGCAGGACCCAGUGAUUUGACUUACGCACAGAUCAAUAUACAGGACAAAAAGAAAAGCAAAGGCAAAGGCGCUGGACUUGGUGAUGUUUUGAUUGAAAUGAAAUCUAAGGAGAAAUACAAAGGGAAGAGCAGCGAGUCUGGAGACACUUUAUACUCUGAAUUGAACCACAACACAGAUAGAGGUGCUGAUGCUGAAGUCAGUGAUGCAACUUAUGCUCAAGUUUUAAAGAAGAAAGGUCACAAAAACAAAUAAAAUGUCCCAGAGAUCAGCAAAGAGAACAGAUGCCAGAAGAGAAACACCAGCAGAAGAAAUGAUUUCAUUCAAGUACAUGCUUGAAUGAAAGAGAAUUGCACUGUAUACUGUAUUAUCUGUAAAAAAAAAAAAAAAAACCUUAUGUAAGCAAAUAUAUCCAUGUAUAAUAUAUAGUAAAACAUUUUCUAGUGAGCAUUCAUGUUUAAUAUGUUACCUGUCUUAUCAAAUAUAGCCUGUGUUUUUGCAAAGAUUUUUCUUAUAGCAUAUACUGUUUUCUAAUUUUCAUUUUUUUUCAUACAUGUUUUUGCUGCAGUUAAUGAAGUGGGAGAUUUCUAUUUGAUAAAUAAAGACAUUUAAACAUUUUUAAUAAAGACAUUAAAUGAUU
Molecule: messenger RNA, 9099 nt
Organism: Ctenopharyngodon idella (grass carp)
Lineage: Eukaryota; Metazoa; Chordata; Actinopteri; Cypriniformes; Xenocyprididae
Product: Fc receptor-like protein 5
Exons: 31
Coding region: 3276-8714 (1812 amino acids)
Biological process (GO): cell surface receptor signaling pathway
Molecular function (GO): transmembrane signaling receptor activity
Source: RefSeq, a predicted model, not a curated record